AUGCUGCCCACGCUCCGCCGGCUCCGGGUCGUGCCGCUCCCAUCCCACCCACCCUGCGCAGUCACGUUCCAGCCCGUGUGGGGCUGCAGGAGCGCCGCUGCUCCUCAAUCCCCGCUGCUCCCUCCCCAGUCCCCGCUGCUCCCUCCCCAAUGCCCGCUGCUCCCCAAUGCCCGCUGCUCCCUCCCCAAUGCCCGCUGCUCCCCAAUGCCCGCUGCUCCUCAAUCCCCGCUGCUCCCCAAUGCCCGCUGCUCCCCAAUCCCCGCUGCUCCCUCCCCAGUCCCCGCUGCUCCCUCCCCAAUGCCCGCUGCUCCCCAAUGCCCGCUGCUCCCCAAUGCCCGCUGCUCCCUCCCCAAUGCCCGCUGCUCCCCAAUGCCCGCUGCUCCUCAAUCCCCGCUGCUCCCUCCCCAAUGCCCGCUGCUCCUCAAUGCCCGCUGCUCCUCAAUGCCCGCUGCUCCCCAAUGCCCGCUGCUCCCUCCCCAGUCCCCGCUGCUCCCUCCCCAAUGCCCGCUGCUCCUCAAUCCCCGGUGCUCCCUCCCCAAUGCCCGCUGCUCCUCAAUCCCCGCUGCUCCCCAAUGCCCGCUGCUCCCCAAUGCCCGCUGCUCCCCAAUCCCCGCUGCUCCCUCCCCAAUGCCCGCUGCUCCCCAAUCCCCGCUGCUCCCUCCCCAAUGCCCGCUGCUCCUCAAUGCCCGCUGCUCCCCAAUGCCCGCUGCUCCUCAAUCCCCGCUGCUCCCCAAUGCCCGCUGCUCCCCAAUGCCCGCUGCUCCUCAAUCCCCGCUGCUCCCCAAUGCCCGCUGCUCCCCAAUGCCCGCUGCUCCUCAAUGCCCGCUGCUCCCCAAUGUGCUCCCUCCCCAAUGCCCGCUGCUCCCCAAUGCCCGCUGCUCCCCAAUGCCCGCUGCUCCCUCCCCAAUGCCCGCUGCUCCUCAAUGCCCGCUGCUCCUCAAUCCCCGCUGCUCCCCAAUGCCCGCUGCUCCCCAAUGCCCGCUGCUCCUCAAUGCCCGCUGCUCCUCAAUCCCCGCUGCUCCCCAAUGCCCGCUGCUCCCCAAUGCCCGCUGCUCCCUCCCCAAUGCCCGCUGCUCCCCAAUGCCCGCUGCUCCUCAAUCCCCGCUGCUCCCCAAUGCCCGCUGCUCCCCAAUGCCCGCUGCUCCCUCCCCAAUGCCCGCUGCUCCCCAAUGCCCGCUGCUCCUCAAUCCCCGCUGCUCCCCAAUGCCCGCUGCUCCCCAAUCCCCGCUGCUCCCUCCCCAAUGCCCGCUGCUCCCCAAUGCCCGCUGCUCCUCAAUCCCCGCUGCUCCCCAAUGCCCGCUGCUCCCCAAUGCCCGCUGCUCCCUCCCCAAUGCCCGCUGCUCCUCAAUGCCCGCUGCUCCCCAAUGCCCGCUGCUCCCCAAUGCCCGCUGCUCCUCAAUCCCCGCUGCUCCCCAAUGCCCGCUGCUCCUCAAUCCCCGCUGCUCCCCAAUGCCCGCUGCUCCCUCCCCAAUGCCCGCUGCUCCCCAAUGCCCGCUGCUCCCCAAUCCCCGCUGCUCCCUCCCCAAUGCCCGCUGCUCCCCAAUCCCCGCUGCUCCCCAAUGCCCGCUGCUCCCCAAUCCCCGCGGCCCGGGAGCCUCCCGGGGGUGGGGCAGGGCCAGCCCGGCCCCGGGGGGGUGA
Messenger RNA from Melozone crissalis (California towhee), 1638 nucleotides. RefSeq lists its product as uncharacterized. NCBI's taxonomy places the organism in Eukaryota, Metazoa, Chordata, Aves, Passeriformes, Passerellidae. The transcript has a single exon. The record is from RefSeq and is a predicted model, not a curated record. The coding region runs from base 1 to 1638 and encodes 545 amino acids.